Messenger RNA from Closterium sp. NIES-67, 3674 nucleotides. The record is from the annotation of a GenBank genome assembly. Lineage: Eukaryota; Viridiplantae; Streptophyta; Zygnematophyceae; Desmidiales; Closteriaceae.
CAACUUUGCCUUCAUAUUCACCCGCACCCAACAUUUCUCAUCGCUCACCUUUCAUAACUUGGCAAUCUCAUUUGUUCCUCUCACUGACCUCCCAUCGCGUGACCAUUCUCCCAUCGGCAGUUUAGACUUUCCAUAGACCGUUCUUGAUUCCAUUUCACUUAGCUCUGCGUUGUUGAAACCAUGUCAAGCGCUUUACUUCGGAAUUUAGGCAGCUCGCCUGCCGCAUCAGCCGCCUGCAAUCGCUGUCUCCAGUAUGCCGUUCCCGCCGCGUGCUGCGCGGCACAGCAACUAAUCUCCUCCCUCGGCGCGAGGCUCAACCACCUCUCGUCAUCGCGCCCGUCGUCUACCACCACCACCGCGCAGCCCACGAGCGUUUCGGGGCUGCUAUGCACGGUCACCAACUCCCCCUGCGGCAUGGGCUGCGACGACUGCACCGAGUGCCUCUACCGCAACUCCUCCGCCCCGUCCGCUUCCGCGGCUUCCGCGCAGAAGCCCUUCCCCUCGCAGCGGUCGGCGCAGCACGGCCACGUGCCCACUCUCCAGCCGUUCGCGGCGCGUUCGAUCUCGACGGACGUGCGCCACGCGGGCCAGCCGGCUGAGGUGGCGGAGAGCGAGUGUGACGUGGCUGCCGGCGGCGAACCGGGCCGCGUCGACGUGGCGUCGUUCAUCAUGAAGAACUACACGCCGUACGACGGCGACGAUAGCUUCCUCGCCGGCCCUACCGCGCGAACCACGGAGAUUUGGGACAAGUGCUGCGAGAUGCUCAAGAUCGAGCACGAGAAGGGCGUGCUGGACUGCGACCCGACGACGCCCGCGUCGAUCAUCUCGCACGGGCCGGGGUACCUGGACAAGGAGAAGGACCUCGUCGUCGGGUUCCAGACGGACGCGCCGCUCAAGCGCAUGAUCAAGCCCAAGGGCGGCUGGCGCAUGGUCGAGGCGGCGCUCGAGAGCUACGGCUACCCGGUCGACGAGAAAGUGCGCGAGGUGUUCACGAAAUACGUGAAGACGCAUAACGCGGGAGUCUUUGACGCGUACACGCCGGAGAUGCUCACCGCGCGGCGCGAGGGCAUCCUCACGGGCCUGCCCGACGCGUACGGCCGCGGGCGCAUCAUCGGCGACUACCGCCGCGUCGCGCUGUACGGAGUCGACGCGCUGAUCGCGGCGAAGGAGGCGGACAAGGCGGCGCUGGGCCCGGAAAUGACGGAGGAGGUGAUUCAGCUGAGUGAGGAAGUUUCGGAGCAGAUUCGCGCGCUGGAGGAGCUGAAGGAGAUGGCGAAGGGAUACGGAUACGACGUCAGCCGCCCCGCCACGAACGCGCGCGAGGCCGUGCAGUGGCUGUACUUCGCGUACCUGGCGGCGAUUAAGGAGCAGGACGGCGCGGCGAUGUCGCUGGGGCGCGUGGACGCAUUUUUGGACGUGUUCUUCGAGAAGGACCUCAAGAGCGGCGCGCUCACGGAGGAGCAGGUGCAGGAGCUCAUCGACGACCUCGUUAUCAAGCUGCGCCUGGUGCGCCAUCUCCGCACGCCCGACUACAACAACCUGUUCGCGGGCGACCCGACAUGGGUCACCGCCGUGGUGGGCGGCAUGACGCGCGGCGAGGGCGGCCGCCACAUGGUGACCAAAACGGCGUACCGCAUCUUGCACACGCUGCGCAACCUGGGGCCAGCUCCGGAGCCGAACCUAACCGUGCUGUGGUCGCCGAAGCUGCCCGAGCACUUUAAGCGCUUCUGCGGGAAGCUGUCGCUCGACCUGUCGUCGAUCCAGUACGAGAACGACGACGUCAUGCGACCGCUGUUCGGUGACGACACGGCGAUCGCGUGCUGCGUGUCGGCGAUGACCAUCGGCAAGCACAUGCAGUACUUCGGCGCGCGCUGCAACCUGCCGAAGCUGCUCCUAUACGCGAUGAACGAGGGCAAGGACGAGGUGAGCGGGGUCCAAGUCGCGCCGCAGUUUGCGGCGCUGCCGGACGGCCCGCUGGAGUUUAACGACGUGAUGGCGCGGUACGAGACGGCCAUGGAGUGGCUGGCCGGGCUGUAUGUGAACACGAUGAACAUCAUCCACUACAUGCACGACAAGUACAACUACGAGCGCGUGCAGAUGGCGCUGCACGACACGCACGUCGGGAGACUCGUCGCGUUCGGCGUCGCCGGGCUGAGUGUCGCCGCGGAUUCCUUGUCAGCGAUCAAGCACGCCAAGGUGACGCCGAUCAGGGACGAGCGGGGGCUGGUGACGGAUUUCAAGAUCGAGGGGGAGUUCCCAAAGUUCGGGAAUGACGUGGAGGAGGUUGAUUCGCUGGCGUCGUGGCUGGUGGAGACGUUCAUGGCGAAGCUGCGCGAGCAUAAGACGUACCGCGGCGCGGAGCACACGUUAUCCGUGCUCACCAUCACCUCGAACGUGGUCUAUGGCAAGCACACGGGCAACACCCCCGACGGGCGCAAGAAGGGCGAGCCGUUCGCGCCUGGCGCGAACCCGCUGCACGGGCGGGACGUGGAGGGGGCUCUGGCGUCGCUUAACUCGGUGGCGAAGCUGCCGUACGAGUCGUGCCUGGAUGGGAUCAGCAACACGUUCACCAUGGUGCCGUCGGCGCUCGGGAAGGACGAUGACAUGAGGACGUCCAACAUGGUCCGCAUCCUCGACGGAUACUUCAACCAAGGAGCCUUCCAUCUCAACGUGAACGCGCUGAAUAGGGAGACCCUUCUAGACGCCAUGGAGCACCCCGAGCAGUACCCGCAGCUGACCAUCCGCGUGUCGGGCUACGCCGUGCACUUCACCCGCCUCACGCGCGACCAGCAGCUUGACGUCAUCUCCCGCACCUUCCACGAGUCCAUGUAGACAGGGAGAGGUACCACGUGGGGAGGGGGGAAGUGCCUAGGGGGAAGCUGUGGCCUUUCCCCAUCCCCAGCAGUACCCGCAGCUCUCUGUGGGGCAUCCUACAUCGUGAGCAGUUCCAUCAUGUCACCACCAUGCGCCACUUCACCUGCCUUACCUGCAACCAGCAGGUGGACUCCGCCCGCCACAUAUGCAUGCGUGCAUGUGUGUGUGCCAUUCACCACCCCGUCUAACUGCCCGCCAAGCCCAUUCCAUCCCUCGCCAUUCAUCCAAGCACAUGAAUGGUAGUUCAUUUUUCCUUAGCUUAGUGUGUAGUUUUGAAAAGUACGGUAUUUAUUCAGGCUGUCGGCUGCAACUGAUGAGGUGCCGUCCACAUGUGAAGAGCCCACCCCUGGGGGGGUUACUUAGCAUGCUCAGUUGACUGGAAGAGGCUGCUUUCCUUAGCAGUGGGUGUGUGCAUGCUCCUCUGCAUGCAUUAGUGGUGGCAGUUUGAGCCCAACCAUAUAACGGGUGCUGCUGCAUCAAGUGUCCCAGACCUCUUGUAUUUAAAGCCCCCGUCUCAUAAUUCUAGGAUCCGACCAAGUGUAAAAUGCUUGGUACCCAGUUACGCUGACGAAUAUGAAGAGACAGGCAAGGAAGUGCCUCGGACAGUGUGUUUCUUGCUGGGGGGCGAGAUAGAUUGUAAAACCAGCAGUGAAAUAUGAGAAUGAGCAAGUUCACGGAAGAAUGGGGACGUUGGACCGUUCGAUCUUCUAAAAGUUCCGAUCCGACGGUUCAGCGAGUGUAUUACUAAAUCUACCGCUGUAAACGAAGUGGAAUUUGGCUGUGCAGGAAAAUUGGAUUCU